Molecule: messenger RNA, 3117 nt
Organism: Amborella trichopoda
Lineage: Eukaryota; Viridiplantae; Streptophyta; Magnoliopsida; Amborellales; Amborellaceae
Source: RefSeq, a predicted model, not a curated record
AUUGAAACCACAUUUUUCGAUUUUUCGACGUAAGGUCUAAGGUGUGAUAUACUUUGAUCGUUUAGAGCCUCGGCUCUGUGCAAACCGCACCCCUUCGGUUGACACCUUGCAUAAACAUGUCCCCUUUUUAGUAGGAAGGUGGCGUAAAGGAAUUCUGAACCUGUUGUUCAUCGAGGUGCCCGCUUCCUAGCGCGAGAACUAGAGAGAGAAACACAACGUUUUCCCUCUUGGUAGCUCCCUAUAUAACUAGAGAGAGAAACCCAAUCAAAUUGGGCUAGAUUCUGGGUUUGUCUCCGACUGUAAGAUUUUUACCCUGAAUAAUUCAUACAAAGCUAUGCAUUUAUCAUUCUCUCUAGCCAUGGAUUUGUCAUUCUCUCUCUAGAAAUGUAAGCAAUGGUACUGUAAAUGAACCACUGUUUCAUGCCCAGCCAAUGUUUGACAAAAUGCAUGAAAGAAUUUUCUCUCUGUACAGUACCCACCUUCUCUAUCCUCUCAUGGGCACCCCUUCACUCUUCUUCUUAUACACACGGUCGAUUGUUAAGCUUCAUGAACCACCCCAUUAACCAAGUUACACAUACUAAUGGAAUCGGAAGAGAAAGAAACCAGACAUCCUCUACUUUAAGGCCACCAAGACUAUUGCAAACCAGUAAAGACCCUCUGUAUUUGCCCGCUGCUUUGCGCAUACAGAAAGUCCUUAAGGUUGGGAAAUGGUCAGUUGAUGUAGAGAGAGAAUUGAACGAACUAUAUGUAAGCCUCAAUACGUAUAUUGCCAAUCAAGUGUUGAAGGUCGAGACUGAUUCCUUGUUGGGUUUCUCCUUUUUUUGUUGGGCUGAAAGACAACCUGGUUUUAAGCAUGAUUACUUCACAUACACUUCGAUCCUUUCGUUGUUGUUAAAGGAUCGUCGAUUUGAAUUGGUGGCAGUUGUAAGAGAGAAAAUGCGUGAGACCGGGUUUGUUAUGCACGCGACGAUCUAUAGGCUUCUUAUAUCUGGGUUUGUCAAGGCAGAACUCAUAGGAUUAGCUAUUAAUACUUUCGAUGAAAUGCUUGAAUCAAAAUGCGUAGUUUUUAGUAGGGACUAUAGUAGGUUCAUAGGAGUGCUAAUUAAGUAUUGCCAAUUUGAUUUGGCAAAGAAAUACUAUGAGAGAAUGGUGAGAAAGGGGUAUCCAUUGACUACAUUCACGUAUUCAAGGUUCAUAAGUGGUCUUUCUGAUGCAAAUGAUUUGGAAUAUAUAGAAAAACUACUAUCAGAUAUUUAUAAGAUGGGUUAUGCUCCUGAUAUUUGGGCUUACAACAAGUACAUGAACUCGUUGUGCAGGUUGAACAAGCUUGACUUGGCUUUGACACUUCUUGAGGAUAUGACAAGAAGAAUAAAGCCUAAUCCUGUUACAUAUACUAUCAUUAUCAAUGGUUUAUGUAGGAAAGAAAGGUUUCAAUCUGCAUUGGAGGUUUGGAAUGAGAUGAUUAGGAAAGGUUUUGAGCCAGAUUUGAUAGCCUGUGGGACAUUGGUUUUUGGUCUGUGCAAGCAUAGCAAGGUCGAUUUGGCUUAUGGUGUUGCGAUGAGGGUAAUAACUAGAGGAAUCGCUUUGACCACUCCGGUGUAUAAUGCUCUUAUAAAUGGUUUCUGUUCCAUUGGAAGGAUUGAUAAAGCCCAGGCAAUAGUUGCAUUUAUGAGGCGAAAUGGGUGCACCCCAGAUUUAGUUACUUACAAUACAAUGUUAAACUACUGUUGUAAUGAGAAUUUGGUGUUUGAGGCAGAGAAGUUGAUAGAAAAGAUGAAGAGAUAUGGCAUUAAUCCCGACAAGUAUUCUUACAACAUACUUUUGAAGGGCUAUUGUAAUGCAAACCAGUUAGACAAAGCCUACUUGUUGUUGGUGGACAAGAUGGAAUCCAAAGAGAUAUUCGAUGUGGUCUCUUAUAACACUAUUGUGGGGGCACUUUGUCGGGUUAGGAGGGCUGGCACAGCUUAUAAGUUGAUGGAAGAGAUGAGUAUGAAGGGAAUUUCACCAGAUGUUGUGACUUAUAGCUCUUUGAUUAAUGGGUUCUUUAGAGAAGGUCAUAUUGACUUAGCAGAGGAGCUUUUCAAUCAAAUUCUUGACGUGGGCUUCGUCCCUGAUGUUGUAACUUAUACCACCAUGUUUGACCACCUAUGUAAAUCUGGUCGAGUUGAACAGGCCAGGAGCUUGUUCUUCAACAUGAUCAAGAAUGGCGUUCGGCCUGAUAUGAUUUCAUAUAAUGCUUUAAUAGAUGGGCUUUGCAAGGCUUUCAUGGUGAGUGAAGCAGUGGAGGUUUAUGAGGAAAUGGUGCAUGGGGGUUGUGAACCUGAUGAGGUAACUUAUCAUUUGCUAAUCGGGGGGCUUCUCCGGGAUGAAAAGCUGGGAAUGGCUUGUAAAAUAUGGGAUCAGAUGAUGGAGAAAGGACUUGUUCUUGAUACAGUUGUGGGUGAAGCAUUAGUUGAUUCUGUACGGAUGAAAAAUGCAACAGAAAAGACUGUACAAAGAGUUUCUGUAAGAGAUAAGAAUCGCUCACUUGAUGUUGCAUCUACUUUGAACGCAAAGCUUUUUUAAAGAUGUUUCUCGCAUGUGGUAGCUCUCCCAAAAAGAAAGCAUGCAAAUGGAUUUCAUGAAAGAAUAUCCAGAUUAUCAAUGAUGCACGGUGGGUUGGAAGAUCUUGCCAAGCAGUAUGUGCUCUUCAUGUCGACUUUACCAUGAUUGAAGUUUGGAGUGAGUGAAGGUUACUGAGCAAUGCCUCUUGAGCCUUGGGCAAUGUAAAUUCUUAUGAUUGGUCCUAAUAAAGCUGCAACAUUUUAACAUUUAAUUGGUCUAAGGGAUAAUCCGUUGUGUUGGGUUGAUGAUGCCAUCAUCCAAGCCUCUGUGGAGAGUGGAGUUCUUAUUUAGAGAGAGCAGAGGCGUAGUUCUUGGGAGGAAAAUGUAACCGCCAUAAAGUAUAUACCUGUCAAGUGGAGAAGCAGCAAUCAGGUGGUGGGGGAAAGAAGGUUCUUCAUUUAUUUUCCCAUGAUCAUUUUUUCUUUGUAGUUAUGAAUAGUUUCUUGUUUCUUUCUUUAAUGUUGAAAUCAUCUUAUGUGGAGAUCAAUGUUUGAUGAAGAAAGAUCAUCCAAA